CCCAUUGAUACAAUUGUCCUAAUAUCUCGCAAUGAUGAUAGGUAUUACAUGAGUUCUUUGUAGGGAUUCGUGAGAGGGUUGACAAUAGAACAGCUGCAAAGAACGUUGACCAGUUUCUUGCGUCAUGGUAGAGGAUCGUUUGAUCUUGCCAGAAUGUAUUCUGAUAUUGAGGACCAAGGCACUGUGGGAGAUCACCCGUUUGCUGCACCCCCCAACCCAAAUCCUCCUAGGUGGUGCAAAUGCGGAAGGUGUGGGGACAUGGGUACAGGAAGAGCAAGAGAGAACGUCUGCUGCCAACAAGAUCAGUGUGUCACAACGGAAGAAUAUUUGAGAGCCACAUGUCUAGAUCAUAGUGUGCUGACACUGACCAUCCGACUACAUGCAGAUUACAUGAGUGAAAGACCCAACUACAGAGCAAAUGGAUUUCGAAAGGCAGCUUAUCGGCAAUACAUUAUUGGUCGCUAUGGAUAUCUGGGUAAAGGAACAAGACGAAUAGCUCCUUCUUGUGUUGUUCGUUGUGUCAGACAUUGGUUUCCAGCACCAGAUGGGAGGUACAUGGGCUACAAGAGUGAGUAA
Molecule: messenger RNA, 576 nt
Organism: Corticium candelabrum
Lineage: Eukaryota; Metazoa; Porifera; Homoscleromorpha; Homosclerophorida; Plakinidae
Product: P2X purinoceptor 7-like
Exons: 1
Coding region: 154-576 (140 amino acids)
Source: RefSeq, a predicted model, not a curated record